This is a messenger RNA of Aspergillus affinis, 3723 nucleotides long. RefSeq names its product putative sensor histidine kinase/response regulator. Gene Ontology annotation, biological process: protein autophosphorylation; phosphorelay signal transduction system. Lineage: Eukaryota; Fungi; Ascomycota; Eurotiomycetes; Eurotiales; Aspergillaceae. The transcript has 3 exons. The record is from RefSeq and is a predicted model, not a curated record. The coding region runs from base 1 to 3723 and encodes 1240 amino acids. Gene Ontology annotation, molecular function: protein binding; phosphorelay sensor kinase activity; histidine phosphotransfer kinase activity.
AUGGCGGCCAUCACCGAAAAUAGUGGCCAGUCGAAUUACCGACUGGCUCAAGAACGAGAAUUCUACAAAUUCCUUCCCCACGAUCAUUCCGCCUCCCAUUUUGCUCCCUUUGACCAUGAAAGCCGGAGAUCCUUUGUCGCGCAACCAUCGCGAGACGCUGCCUUAACAUCGCUUGCCCAGCUGGGCGCGAUCCGCCUUGGGGCGAGACGAACCCUGAUCUCGCUGUUCGAUCGCACCUAUCAGUAUGUCCUAACUGAGGCCACACCCACCCUGAGUCUCGUGGGUGGCCAUAUCCGCGACGAGCGGGAUCAGCUGCGAGUGGGAACCUGCAUUUUCCCGAGAGAGAAGGGGCUCUGCACGUUGGUGUCCACACUCCCCUCUCCGGACUACGCCGACGAUCCAGCGGUAGUGGAUGGCAGCGCCGUCGUCGUGCCUGACGUAACGACGGAAGAGCGAUUCCAGUGCGCCCGGCUAUUAAGCCUGCUCUCCGACGUACGCUUCUAUGCCGCCGUGCCCAUAGUCAGCCCGCGCGGCUUCACCAUUGGCGCGUACAGCGUGUGGGAUUCCGAGCCGCGGCCAGAUGGCAUCGACAAGUAUUCACUGCAAUUGUUGAAGGACGUGGCGGCUACUGUGAUGGAACAUCUAGCCAACCAGCACUCGCGCUAUACGAACCAACAAGCUGAACGUAUGAUCACAGGCCUGGGUAGUUUUGUCGAAGGACGAUCCACUCUGCGUCAUGCGUGGCGAGAGGCUAAUGCACAAUAUGCGGCCUCGGAGCAGUCCGGCGAAACGACCGAGGGACAGCUGAACCUUCACCAGCAGGACCUGCAGGAGGCGAGCAAAGACACUAAACAAGAGCCCGAGUUAACAGCGACUGAAACUGCAGGCCAGUCCAUCCGGAGCGUCUUUGCCGGUGAAGAAAGCCCGCAGGACGUGCUGUCCACCGGCAUUCAGCAUGUCUUCUCUCGCGCUGCUAACCUGAUCCGAGAAUCAAUCGGUGCCGAGGGUGUUGUGUUCCUAGAUGCCAACAGCGAAGAAUUCGGCAGCUUAGUUGGAAACAAGACGAGCCGCAAAGUGACGGGUGCUGAUAACAAUGACUCCCCCGAGAGCAGCGACGAGAGCACCGACUCGGGUUCGUCAACCCGCCGAUCCUCGGGCAGUGAAGGGGAACGGGUUAAUAAAACCCCGGUCUGUGUCUCUCUGGGAUUCUCCACGUCCCGCGUAUCGAGCAUCAAUGAUGACACAAUGGCUGGUAAUAAAGUCGUCGUCAAGGAAGCGCUCCUCACCUCUCUGCUCCGCCGCUAUCCUCGGGGCAAGAUAUUCACGUAUAACGCCAAUAGAUUGGUCUCCGACGACAGUGACGACACUUCCCACAGCUUGCCGGGAUCCGACUUACUAGAAACGAAUGGACAGAGCGAAAAUGAACAGCGGCGGUCAACCAGCAAAAAGAGGCGCAAGCCUAAUUUCCGUCAGGAUGCAGAAAACCUAAUCCGGAUAUUCCCAGAUGCUCGGAACAUCAUAAUGCUGCCGAUGUGGGACACGGACAAGCAGAGAUGCUUCGCCGGAGUGUUGGUGUGGACGAAUAAUCCGGAGCGCGUCUUCACCGUCGAGAACGAGCUGGCCUACCUCUCUGCCUUCUCAAACAGUAUCAUGGCGGAGGUCAAGCGUCUGGAUGUGGAGAUGUCCGAAAAGGCCAAGACGAACCUGGUUAGCAGUAUCACUCACGAGCUGCGCAAUCCGCUGCAUGGUAUUCUGGGCACGGCGGACAUUUUGAGUGAUACGGCGAUGAAUGCUCUACAACAUGGGAUGGUACAUACGAUCGAGUCUUGUGGACGUACUCUGCUUGAUACUAUCAACAACUUGCUUGAUCUCACCUUUAUCGAUAAGUACCACAAGAGGCAUUCCCCCCGGAAUCAGGCAAAGCAACGGCAGUUGCCCUCGGGCGAGUCUCAAGAAGAAUCCGGAGUAAAGAGCAGCCGGAGCAGAAAGGCGCCCUCGUAUACACACGUGAAACUAGAUCAGGUGCUCGAGGAGGUUACGGAAUGUGUCUUCGCGGGGUACAGCUUCUACCAUCAUCCUCAAGCCCCGCCUCCAGCCUUGUCUGAUUCCUCUUCCCGUGCGACCGGCGAGAGCAACCAGGUUACUAUUGUUUUUGACAUCCAGCCGGAUGUGGAAUGGGGAUUUUACACCCACGCCGGAGCCUGGCGGCGUAUCCUGAUGAAUGUCUUUGGCAACGCCCUGAAAUAUACACCGUCCGGGUUUAUUUACCUGCAGCUGAAAUGCGAGCCUAACACUAGGCGUAGAAAGCGCUCCUUGCCGUCCGCUGACGGAACUGACGAAGACUAUCAAGUCACACUGACUGUGAAGGACACUGGUAAGGGCAUCAGUCGCGAGUAUCUGCAGCGUGACCUCUUCACGCCAUUCACCCAGGAAAACCCAAUGGCUUCCGGCAGCGGCCUGGGGUUGAGUAUUGUGCGUCAAGCGGUAGGGGCGCUCGAUGGUUCGAUCGAGGUUAACUCGACCCUGGGCGUUGGCACUGAGCUUACGAUUCGUAUCCCGCUCACCCACUUUGCUUCAGCUACGUCUGACAGUGCCUCGGAUUCCGUAUUUGUCGCCUUGCGGAAAUCCACCGAGGGGAAGUCCAUUGGGCUGUUGGGCUUUGGUUCCUCCCUGGAAUCCAAUCGUGACACAACACUAUAUACUUCUCUGGCGCGGGUCUGUGAGGAGUGGUUCGGCCUCGAGGUGAUCUCGAAGUCACCAACCCAGGGCGAACAACGUGCCUUCGAUUUCUACCUUGCUGUACAGACCGAGCUCGAUAGUGAGGAUCUUGAAGGUCGGAACUUGUUUAGCUUAGCGCCUCGUCUGAUUAGCCAGGGUGACGAGCCCCCUAUCGUCGUUGUCAUCUGUCAGUCCCCCGAGGAGGCGCACAGCAUGUUUGUCGCAGCCAAGAACCGGGGCGUUUCUCCCAUCUUCGAGUUUGUCAGUCAGCCCUGCGGGCCGCGGAAAUUGGCCCGUGCCUUGGAACUGUGCAUCAAACGCCGCCGGGACGAGGCAGACGGACGACGUGCCUCUGACGAGCCUACGCGUUGGGUGGAACUACCCGAGUCGUCGCAUUUACCUGUGGACGUUGGGCCUAGUGAUCCUCCGAACGAGCGCAUGAAGGUUAGCAAACGUCCGACCACCGACACGAUGGGGAGCCCCGACGGCGUGGGUCGUCGUCGGCAGCCGUCAGCUUGGGAGGCCCACCUGCCCCAUGGAUCAGGUCAACCAUCGCCGUCCACUCAAGAAAGUCCCGAAGGAAGUGCUUCGCCUCCACCGAAAUCCGUUCUUUUGGUUGAUGAUAAUGACCUCAAUCUUCAAUUACUGUCCGCUUAUACCAAAAAGGAUGGUCGAGACUAUAUGACUGGUACAAACGGCGUGGAAGCGGUGGAAACCUACAAAGCUCAUCCAGGCCGAUUCCGUGUCGUGGUAAUAGACAUUUCCAUGCCGAUUAUGGACGGAUUUGAGGCUGCCCGGCAGAUCCGGCGAGUCGAAAAAGAACACCGAUCUAAGCUCAGCGAGUCCGAGCGCGAGAAGACGGCCUAUACGAUUAUCGCAGCCCUGACGGGACUGGACAGCGAGAGUGCCCAGAAAGAAGCCUAUGGCUCUGGCAUUGAUACGUUCCUCAUAAAACCGAUUAAGCGACUUGAUUUGCAUGAUGUCUUGAAGAAAAUAGAUGACUAA